This is a messenger RNA of Patella vulgata (common limpet), 3436 nucleotides long. RefSeq names its product dynein axonemal heavy chain 1. NCBI's taxonomy places the organism in Eukaryota, Metazoa, Mollusca, Gastropoda, Patellidae. The transcript is spliced from 6 exons. Gene Ontology annotation, biological process: microtubule-based movement. The record is from RefSeq and is a predicted model, not a curated record. Gene Ontology annotation, cellular component: dynein complex. Gene Ontology annotation, molecular function: dynein light intermediate chain binding; dynein intermediate chain binding; minus-end-directed microtubule motor activity. Bases 25 to 1536 code for a protein of 503 amino acids.
AGUCGAGUUCUACCAGGUAUUUUAAUGCAGCAUGGAUUACGAGUAACAUGUGAAAUGACCAUCAAUUUUAAAACAACUUUACAGAAAUCAUUCCGAUCUUCAGCUUUCUUGUUAAACAGUUCACGUGCUAUAUCAGCUGCUCAGACUGACGAACGGUUCCGUAGAAUUAUGCCCCUUGCAUUGUUCCAUGCUCUGUUGGUCCAUCAGAGUUACUAUGGCGACCAUGCUUUCAAUAAUUACCAUAAUUGGGAUUUAGCUGACUUGUCUGCAGCAGCAGAUAUAUUUAAACCUCUAUAUCUGAAGAACUGUGAUCCAAUCAAAUCAUCUAAAAUGAUCAGUCAGGUUUAUUCAGAUCAUUGUACAACCAUGAACGAUCGAGACGUUGUUGAAGCCAUUGGAACUGAGCUAUUGAAAAUAUCUUUAGAGGGACCAGAAUAUUAUCAGAGUGAAGAAUUAAGUAAUCCGGGAGUUGCCUCCCUUCUUCAGAAGUUAUUGAAGACAAAUGAAAGUUCUGUAACCAAUAAAGAUAAAACUAAUUUACAACGAUCUCUGGAUUCCCUGGAGGAUGUUUCAGCUCGGACAUUCUGUCUCUCUGACGUGGCAGAACAAUGUGUAAUAGCCAGUAAAAGCAGAAUUUUAUGUACUGAUAUGGUUCAUGUGACCGGAGCACCUGAACUCUUCAUGAAACAAAAUACCCUUUUUUCGUCCCACCAAAAUCUUGAGACAUUAAUUCCACAACUUUUCGACAUUCUGCAAGAUCUACCACGACUUCCUCUCACAAGUAAAGACGAGAUUAAUCCAAUGGAUAUCUACUUCCACUAUGAGGUUGUAGGUUACAAAACAUUGAUCAAGCAAAUGACCGCUGAGUUGAACUUGAUUUUGAGAGAGGUCAAAGGUGAAAUCGUAGUAUCGAAGGAUCUAUUUGAUGUGAAAAAUUCUCUGUCAAAUGAUGAAGUUCCCAAAUCGUGGUUGAAAGAUUUCUGUCCGUCUGGGCUGGGUUUGAGAGUUUUUGUGAAAGAAAUGAACCUCAAGAUGAAGAUGUUGAAGACAUAUUUAGACAAACUACCACCAAGUGUGAAUUUAUCUGUAUUCCUACGCCCAGAUAGAUUUAUGGAUGUUGUGCUUCAACAUCAUGCCAGGAAAUAUUUUAAACAAGUUACUGAUUUAAAAGUUGACAUACAGGUAAUGCCAUCAGGGUACGAAGCCAGCAAGGCACCAAAGACAGGAGUGUUUUUAACUGGUCUCACUAUUCAGAACGCACUCUGGGAUACCUCACGAUCCAUCUUGACAGAAAACUUCCCAGGAAAUCCUGAUAGUCAAGAAAUGCCGCUUGUUUGGAUAAACCCAGUUAACAAAUCAGAACAUUCAAUGGAUGUUAAAAAUGACGUUUUCAAUUGUCCAUUAUCUUGUAGUUGUGAUCAAGCAAUGCUCCGUGAUGAAAAUAUCAUUUACCAUCUGCCAUUACCGUCCUUACAGUCGUCACAAAUAUGGCAACAGAAACACAUCUUUAUUUCAUCAAGUUUAUCAAAUGGUUAAAGCCUCGUUGAUUGUCAUUUGCAUUUUUUUUUAUGUUAAAAUCUAAUAUUUUAUGGCUUAAUCCACUCUAAACUGAUUAUUUAACAUUUAAGUACGAGAACAAAAACAAAAUAUUAAACAUAGAUAAUCUCUCGGCUUGGAUUCCAUUGGAUUAGAAAGUGACCCAUGAAAAGACUCUACCCCUACCCAGCACCGAUUGCUUAAAGAGAAUGCUAAGUGUUGGGAAAUUUAGAAUGGAGAUACAACUUUUAUAAUAUUUUAAUUUGAAAGGGAUGCAAAGUCCAUCAAAUGACAAUCAGCAGAAAUAGUUAACUGUAGCUAUACACAUUGCUUGGUAUUGAUUUAUCAUCUUAUGCAGGUGUGGUCAACUCCAAAAUGCGGCUGUGUUUUCAUGAACCAGUCACUGGAGGUCUGAGGAGCUUACUGGCUAAUUUUUUUUAGGCCAUUAAUAAGUUUAUUUUAGAUGAUUUUUUACACUAAUUCUGUGAUCUGACCAGUUUUCCGUCCUGUCUAUUUUAUAUAUGUUAUUGCUCUUGACAGCAUUAUUGUAAAUAUUUCACUAUGUUAUUUAAUUAACCAAAUUGCUAAUUGAAAUUACCAAAUAGAUUCCAUUAUUUUAAUUUAAAUGUAGAUUAUUUCUCUAUUUGAGUAUUAUUUGAAAAUUGAAAAAAUAUGGAAAUUAAAUCAACUAUAUAUAAUUAGAAAGUAAUGUGUAAAAAUGUAAAUAUUGCAAUGGUUAAUGAAUUUACAACAUUUUCAGCAUUCCUAGAAUUUUAAAAUGUGAUAGAGUGAUUCUUCAUCUAUUUCUAACUGUGAUAUUUAACUUAAAUGUGUUUUUGUAUUUUGUGUGUUGGGGAUUUUAAAAGAAUAUUAAUAAUCUGAACAGUUAUUAUAAGUUAACAAAUACCCUCUUGUUCAAAAGAAACUUGUUUAUAUUUAACUGUAUGUGUAGAAAUCAUCCAGCCUGGAUAACCUGUCCUACCUUUAAGUUCCGUCAGACUACCUGUAUAAUGGAGAGAAUUCUAUUAAUAUGGCAUUAAAUGCAAGAAAUUAUAUGGUGACUUUAUUUUAGUUGUCACCAGCGAUUACUUACCAUGUUAUUAAUUAUUGAAGGAAUGUUAUAAUAUUAAUUAGUAAGGUUAUCCAGUCAUGAGAUCAAUGAAUGUUAGGCAGUCAGUCUUGAGAUCACCAAGUCUCUUUUGAACAGGGGGUGCUGUAGUCUAAUGGUUGACAAAAAAUGAAAGCAAUCAAGAAUUCCAACUGGCAUGCUAUCAUAGGCACCUUUUGAUAUAAAUUUCCAAAUAAAUGAGUCAAAUUUUCUACAUGAAACACUAAUAGUUAAAAUUACUGUUUAAAAAGCUUAGCAUGCUGACGCUUUCAUUGAAUAAAAUUUUCUAGAUCAGUCUUUAAAAUGCCUGGUAGGCUAUCAUAUAUCAUAGGCGUCAUUGGAUACAGACCUCCAAAUAAAUUAGUUGAAUUUCUACAUGAAACAUCAGUUAAAAUCAGUGUUUAAAAUGGUGUGAUGACCAUGCCAGGAAGUACCAUAUGUAUUAAAGAACAGCUUAGAGCACCUGUAGACUAGAUCAUUUAUUAUUAUAACUAUAAAUACAAAUAAUUAUAUGACACAUUAUUUAUUUUCUUCUCAAUAUUAUUUACAUUUUAUUUACGUAUAUAUUUCCUGAAGCUUUUGAGUGUCUUAUAUAAUGUGUUUUACUGUUAUAUAUUAGCCCCAGAUUUGAAACCAUUUCAGCAUUCCAGUAAACUUAACUUUUUAUUAAUAUUUUUAGAGUGAUGCCAAAAUGAUAAGCAGAGUUUUUUUUACUAAAUUAUUUGUAAAUAAUAUAAUUUAUAUAUUUAACUAAUUAUUAUACUAUUUGUUAAUGUUUGAUAAAUAUAAGUA